CGCUCCUUUUUUCAGCACCAAAUGCAUUCAAUCCGCGGACAGCUCCGUCUCACAGCCGCACCGUGUCCUGCGGUGGAGCCACCAGGAGCCCUGGAACAGAGAGACAUGAGAGUGCAGAGGGAUCGCUGUUUCCACGCAAAAGAUCUGCAUGGAGAGAUGAUGCAUUGGCACUAGCGUUUUCUGUGCGUAUCCACGUGGAUGUUUACUCGGAUUUGGACUAUUUUGUAAUUCGCCAGGAUGAAGGUGUGAACUUUGAAAUGCAAUAUUGUUUUUACCCCGUCGGAUGGAUGGCGAAGGAUUUUUGGAUGAUAUUGAAUGCAACUGAGUUGGUUCAUUGUGUGCCAUGGGAUCCUUUGGAACGAGCGACGGUGGCGCACAGGUCUGGGUGAGGAUUUAGGACGCGAUGCUUCAUAUAUUUGACGAUGCCCCAGUGAUGGUAUGCAAAAUCAGAGAUGUUCCUGUGUGCCUCUGUGCCUGUCCGAGAGUCUGUCAAUCGAGUCAAGAAUCUUAGUGCAUAUCCUGCACGUCGUAGACAUUCUUUCCCUUUCUUAUGGUUAAAAAGAGAAUAAUGCACUUCCUCUCCACGGAUUAAGAGCAAUCAGGCAUUUCAUCAACAGUCGACUUUUUGCGUAGUUUUUUCUGUUAAAAUAAAUAAAUGUAUCAAGUAUAUUUUGCAAUUAAACAAGCAACUAUGGCAUAAAGAAGCAUCUUGGAUUAUAUUAACGUUUGCUGUUAUUGACAGACGAAAAGCUGUAUCAAAUCAAUAGGAAGAUCUUUAUCUCCAGCCACCCAGCAAUAAUGGAUCCACUCCCAGAGUACUCUAUUUUCCUGGUCCGGAUUCUGGACGAGCUGGACCAUAAACACGCCACCAUGUCCUACCAGGACCUGUGCAAGUCCCUGUGUGCCCGUUUCGACCUGGCCCACCUAGCCAAGCUCCGUAGCCUGCUGUUCUACACGGCCUGCCUGGACCCUGCCUUCCCAGCCACCCUCUUCAAGGACAAGAUGCGCUGUGCCGUGGAGGACCAGCAGUCCAAGAAGCUGAUGGUGGCGGCGGACAUCGUGACCAUGUUCAACCUGAUCCAGAUGAACGGGGGUUUAGCCAAAGACAAGCUGCCCAUGGCGCACAGGGGCAAGUUCCACAGGAACCAGUCGUUGGAGUUGAGCAGGUCCGACCCAGAUGCCUACACGUUCCAGGACAGUGAGGGGCGAGGGGGCUACGAGCGUCCGGAUCACCCCCCGGCAGACGGCCACCACUCACACCACCACCACCCCCACCAGCACCACCACCACAACCACCACCACCUCCACCACCAGCACCCCUUGCCCCAAAACGCCUCGCCGUGUGCUAAAUCGGAGCGCAACAGUUGCCAGCAGUUUAUUCCCAGCUCGAACCCUAACUUCCUCCUGGGAGUCAACAAGGACCUGAAAUGUAGAGCGGCCUCCAUGGACAAGCUCCAGCAUCUGCCCCAGUACGGCAGCAGCAGGCCGCCCUCACCGCCCUGCGACAUGCAGUCCACCUACUUUCCCAUGGACAUAGACAGCGAGUCCACCACGGACCAGGACUCCCUGCAGCACAUGGGACACCCCGAGCCCUUCUCCGUCCACUCCUGCCUCCAGAAGAGGAACAUCUUCAAGGAGGACUUUCAUAACUUUGUGGCCUUCUCCCCACAGGUCCUCCCUUCUGACGGCAAGCAAGGCGGCAAGGCGUCCGACGGCUAUCACCAUCGGAGGGAGCUCCACAAGCCCGCCACCUUCUUCAACCACAGCUUCGAACUGCCUUACAGCAACCCGUACUUUGAGCCCGUGCUCAACUCCCCGAUCCAGGAGAGGCGGCGGGCCAAGCACGAGAGCCUGGACGACCUCCAGGCCUCGACCUACUUCGGCCCCACCACGGUGUCCGAGUGCGUGAGCGCGCGCCGGCAGCUCGGCAAGCCCGGGAAGGUGCCGGCGUGGCCCGUGAAGAGCCUGAGCCUCAACGCAGAGGAGGGAGGGCCGCCGGACUUUGAGAGGUCGGUCCUGAACUGCAAGCCCCUCAAGGUGAACCACCCGCACAACAUCAGCGUGAUCUGCGACGCGGGCGAGCAGCGCUUCCAGAGCCCCAAACAGAAAGCCACCGCCUCCCCGCUGGCCUUCCCCAAGAAGACCAACGGGGGGAAGCCGACGAAGGAGGCGGCGUCGAUGGCGUGCGGUCCCGUGAUCGUGGACAAGAGGGAGACCGGGAAGAGGUUUCGGGAGAAGAUCGUUCACAGUUCGUCUUUCCAGGACAGCUCCUCCAGCGUCGGCACCCAAACGGAUCUGGCGGCCCAGAAGCAAAAAGCAAAAGAGUACGCGUCCAAGUACUGCGAGCGGGAACGCCACCCCUUCAAGCCCUCCGACGACGAGCCCCAGACGCUCAGCGACGACAUCAGCGACAUAUUCCGGUUCCUGGACGAGAUGAGCGUGUGCGACUCGCUGGGCGUCAUCCAGUCCCCGUGCUACAACAGCAACGGCUCCCUCUCUCAGGUAACGCUCAAGUCGGACGGCGACAGCUCUCCGGAGCGCAGCACGGUGCGGCUGGCCAAGUCCAAGCUGGACCGCCUCUUCCAGUCCAUGGAGUGCGCCGACGACGAGCUCAAGUCGAGCGUGGUCAAGCUGGUGUCGCGCAUCGGGGAGAUCGAGAGGAAGCUGGAGUCCCUGUCCGGGGUGCGGGGGGAGAUCUCCCAGGUGCUCUCCAAGCUCAACCGGCUGGACGAGAAGAUCCUGGAGCCGGAGGGCAACGGGGGGAGACACGGGGAGACGCAGGGCCAGGGCGCCGCCGCCGCCGCCGCCGCCGCCGCCGCCGCAACAGGCUCCGUUUCUAAGUCUCCGGACCCCGCCCACACCCACAGCCACGCCCACGCCGACCCGGGACUGUCCCCGCACGUCUUUCAGUGUCACACGACGGGCCACAACGUGAAGAAGGGGGAGGCCGGCGGUCUGGUGGAGUGGUGCUGCCCCGAGGGCGGGAACAGCGAGAGCAUGCGGGUGAGGGCCCUGAAGAAGAACAUGUUCACCCGGCGCUCGUCGCGCUCGCUCAACGAGGAGAACGGCGGCGCCGGCGAGCCUAAGGCGGUUGCCAGCGCCGCCAACUCCCCCCGGGACUGGAGGACGGUGUCGUACGCCUCCCAGGCCCUGGACGAGGUCAAAGACAAGGACAGCAGAGACAGGGAGAGGGACAGGGAUCGGGAGAACAAGGAGCGCCACAGGAAAGCCAAAGAGGCGGAGCGGGACCGCCACUACGAGCACCCCCAGGCUCACCGCCAACCCAAGCCGCCCAAGGACCCCUACCUGGUGGAGCAGGUGUUCGCCCCGCACCCCUUCUCCCCCGGGGUCAAGGCCCAUGUCAAGGGCAGCCCGCUGUACGCCGACCUGCAGCUGGUGGGGCCGGGCGACGGCAAGCGGGGCCAGCCCUCCUGGACCCUGGAGGAGUUCAAACGCAACUCGGGGGAGAAGGGCAAGCACCUCACCGCUCUGGACCUGCAGACCCAGGAGUCCCUGAACCCCAACAACCUGGAGUACUGGAUGGAGGACAUCUAUACGCCGGGCUACGAUUCGCUGCUGAAGAGGAAGGAGGCGGAGUUCCGCAGGGCCAAGGCGUGUAAGAUCGGUGCGCUGAUUGCGGCCGCCACAUGCACUGUGAUCCUGGUCAUCGUGGUUCCCAUCUGCACCAUGAAGUCCUGAGACUAGGGAGGCACCGGAUGGAUGGAUACCAUUAAUCGGCUCCUCACCUUUACAGGUUUAUUUGUUGUCUGAGAUCAGCUUCAUCACUCACAACUUUAUUUUCCAAGGCUGGGAUUGUAUAAUUUGGCAGCCAAUCAGGGCCGUCUGGCCUUGUUGAAAACGCUGACAAACUGCUGGUAACUGGAACUUUUUGUGGUCUUCUCCUUGCCUGUUUUGUUGAUUAUACUAACAGUUAGGAAAACCGUUGUACCGGAGAUCAAUAAUAAGCAAUUAUAUAUCCAUUGAAAAUGUUUUAACGUUGUCUACCGUAUCGUUGACAAACUGUUCUCAGUUUCUUGAUUUUAAUGAAGUCAUUACCGCAGAUGAUCUGAAACGUUGUUGAUCACUGGGUUUAUUUGGUAGCCAGUGUAUCAUAUUAUUAUUUUUAGUAUGAUUACGAUAUAAUGUAUUUUGAUGAAACUUAUUUUUCUGAAUUAUCUGGUUGAAUAUGGGUUAAAUACUGGUAUUUAUCUUUAUAAAUAACAACAAGAGUUUGAUGUGAUGAGAGGUAAGAAAGAGCUUUUUUUAAAUAUAAAAUACAGUAUUAUUAAGUGCUUUAUUUGAAAUAGAGGCAGACCAGUACAUGGACCGCAAAAAAAAACCUUUAUGUGAGCCAUCUGAAUGUAAUGUAAUUAUAUGAUAUAUAUAGAUAUAUAUAGAUAUAUAUACACACACACUGAAACAUUAACAACAUUAUCAUAUCUUAGCAGAUUUGAUUUCAAAUGUGCUGCCUUUUUUUCAGAAAAAACAACCAGCCACAAGCUACAAACUUUUCAAGCAAAAUGUGUUUGAUUUGUCUAUUUAUGUUUGCCUGUGCAACGAAUACUUGAAAUGUCAAGACCCAUUAUGUAAAAUCUGCAGUUAUCUCCUGACCUAAUUUAAUAAUACACUCCAGUGUUGAGGGGGAUAAAGCUCAAAUCUGGGUGAAUGGGGCUUUUAACGUUCUUUCGCUCAAAAUUUGUUUCGACCAAUCUUAUUGCUUGGGCAAGGAACUGUAGCCACGCGUUUCCUGGAAUGGAUCGCUACAGAAUACAACGUGAUCGGCGGAACCACAACAAACAUCAUAUAGCUGAACAAUAAUCUCGGAUCCAGGAGAGGACGGAUGACAAAAGCAACAGGAACGUUUUCCAACGUCACAUGCCUCAGGCAAGGCGUCUGAAAAGGUUUCAUUCAAACCUGUGUAUUAGACUGGCCGCUGUAGAAAACAUUUGUUAGAACUGUCUUUUAAAACCUCCAUCUUGCCACUCGCAAAUACAUUUCUCUUUUGAAGAACAUCUCUGUGAAAACAGGAAACACUGCGUCACUCCACCCCCUCGCACUUUCUUGUCUCCGUCCCGGGAAUGAACUGAUAAUUGCCCUGGCGCAAUAUAGCUCUAUUUUCUGAAAGCCCACGCCGAAUCAGUUGCCAAUAUGACCGGAAAGGGGGGACAUCGUAAAACCGUACCUUAUUUACGGCUAACGACGGUCACAGUUCAGCCACAACCGUUCCUUGUCGUCUUAGUCAUCCACGGUGAACCUCCUUCGACCACAUGCAGCUAACCACUUAGACCUUGUGACGAUGUCUCCUCAGCUGCUGCUGCUGAGCAUUCAGUCAGGUGGGGAAGAAACGCCUUCAGCACAAGCCGUGUAUUCAGUAGCACACCGCGUAGGUCAAGCUGUAAAUGGAUAGGUACAGCUCAUGCACAUUGUUAUGUGUACGCAGGUAAUAGACACUGUUACUUUAAUAAAAGCUUCUAGAUCAUU
Gadus morhua (Atlantic cod) is the source of this 5481-nucleotide messenger RNA. RefSeq names its product membrane integral NOTCH2 associated receptor 1 (gene minar1). Gene Ontology annotation, biological process: negative regulation of TOR signaling; negative regulation of cell population proliferation. Gene Ontology annotation, cellular component: plasma membrane. The record is from RefSeq and is a predicted model, not a curated record. NCBI's taxonomy places the organism in Eukaryota, Metazoa, Chordata, Actinopteri, Gadiformes, Gadidae. Bases 799 to 3699 code for a protein of 966 amino acids. The transcript has 4 exons.